GCCCCGCCCUUCCGAUACGGGAGGCCGAGGCGUGCCGCCGCGACCCUCAGUGCCCCUGCAAACAUGGCGCUGCAAGUGGCGCGGACCCUGCGGGCUGUGGCCUGCAGCCUGCGCUCGGCCUCCGGGCCCGCCUCGCCCUGCCGGCCGUGGUCCUGGCGGCUGGGAGCUGGCGCCGUCCGGACACUGCGCACAGGACCCGUUCUGCUCGCAGUGCGUAAAUUCACGGAGAAACAUGAGUGGGUGACAGCAGAGAAUGGUGUUGGAACAGUGGGAAUCAGCAAUUUUGCACAGGAAGCUUUGGGAGAUGUUGUUUACUGUAGUCUACCUGAAGUUGGGACAAAAUUAAACAAACAAGAUGAGUUUGGUGCUUUGGAAAGUGUGAAAGCUGCUAGUGAACUCUAUUCUCCUUUAUCAGGAGAAGUAACUGAAAUUAAUGAAGCUCUGGCAGAAAAUCCAGGACUUGUCAACAAAUCUUGUUAUGAAGACGGUUGGCUGAUCAAGAUGACCCUGAGUAACCCUUCAGAACUAGAUGAACUGAUGAGUGAAGAAGCAUAUGAGAGAUACGUAAAAUCUAUUGAGGAGUGAAAAUGGAACUCCUAAAUAAACCAG
Molecule: messenger RNA, 609 nt
Organism: Nycticebus coucang (slow loris)
Lineage: Eukaryota; Metazoa; Chordata; Mammalia; Primates; Lorisidae
Gene: GCSH
Product: glycine cleavage system protein H
Exons: 5
Coding region: 64-585 (173 amino acids)
Biological process (GO): glycine decarboxylation via glycine cleavage system; protein lipoylation
Cellular component (GO): cytoplasm; mitochondrion; glycine cleavage complex
Source: RefSeq, a predicted model, not a curated record